Cicer arietinum (chickpea) is the source of this 2086-nucleotide messenger RNA. RefSeq names its product UDP-glucuronate 4-epimerase 2-like. NCBI's taxonomy places the organism in Eukaryota, Viridiplantae, Streptophyta, Magnoliopsida, Fabales, Fabaceae. The record is from RefSeq and is a predicted model, not a curated record.
UUUUUGGAACUCCAAAAUUUAAGGCCUUUCAGCCAAUCAAAUUGGAAAGAUAAUAGAAACAAGAGAAUGUGCCUCUUGUUUUUUGCAACACAAAACAAAAUCAAAAGGAAUCACAAUAGAAAAGAACAAAAACAUUGUUCAUUAAGUUAAGUCUUAAUUUUGUUUCAAUUAUUUCAAAAUAAAAGCCAAAAAACAAAAUAAAAUCCAUUGACUUUCUAAAACCAAAAAACAAACAUCACAAGAUCUUUCUCUUAAAUAACACAUUGAUUCAAUACUUUGAACAAUGUUUAAUGAUCUCAAAACCUGAAUUUUUGAUAUCAACAUUUGAACAAUAAAUAAAACAAUUGUCACACGACAUGGACAACAUACCUUCAUCACCUGGCAAGUUCAAGAUGGAGAAAGGUCCCUACUUUCAUAGAAGAUGGCAACAUUCUUCCUUUACAAAGUUCACAUUUUGGUCCAUUCUUUUUGUUGGUAUAAUAUUUUUCCUUUUCUUCAGAACACCUUCAUCAUUUUCAUCAGACACAUCUCGUAGAUCCUUAAGAACCUACAAUUAUGGAGGUUCAGCAUGGGAAAAGAAGGUUCGUUCUUCUGCAAGAGUGACUUCCAAAAAUGGAGUCACUGUCCUUGUGACAGGUGCUGCAGGUUUCGUUGGAACACAUACCUCUAUUGCACUGAAACAAAGAGGUGAUGGUGUUCUUGGUCUUGAUAAUUUCAAUGACUACUAUGACCCGUCUUUGAAACGCGGUCGACAAGCGCUCUUAGAGCACAACGGGGUGUUCAUUGUCGAAGGCGAUAUAAAUGAUGCCACACUUUUGAAGAAACUAUUUGAAGUUGUUUCAUUUACUCAUGUAAUGCAUUUGGCUGCUCAAGCUGGUGUGAGGUAUGCUAUGGAAAAUCCUGGUUCUUAUGUUCAUAGUAACAUUGCUGGUUUUGUUAAUUUACUUGAAGUUUGUAAAAAUGUUGAACCUCAACCUGCUAUUGUUUGGGCUUCUUCAAGUUCUGUUUAUGGAUUGAACACAAAAGUUCCAUUUUCUGAGAAAGAUAAGACUGAUCAACCUGCUAGUUUGUAUGCUGCUACCAAGAAAGCGGGCGAAGAAAUCGCGCAUACUUAUAAUCAUAUAUAUGGACUUUCUUUAACAGGUUUGAGAUUUUUCACUGUUUAUGGACCUUGGGGAAGGCCUGAUAUGGCAUACUUUUUUUUCACAAAGGAUAUUUUGAAAGGGAAUUCGAUAUCGAUAUUCGAAGCGCCUAAUCACGGGACAGUUGCAAGGGAUUUUACUUACAUUGAUGAUAUUGUGAGAGGGUGUUUAGGUGCAUUGGAUACUGCUGAGAAGAGUACUGGAAGUGGUGGUAAGAAGAGAGGACCUGCUCAAUUGAGGGUUUUUAAUUUGGGGAAUACUUCUCCUGUUCCUGUUACAGAACUUGUUAGUAUUUUGGAGAGGCUUUUGAAGGUUAAAGCUAAGAGAAAUGUGAUGAAGAUGCCGCGAAACGGCGAUGUACAGUUUACACAUGCCAAUAUUAGUUAUGCUAAAAAAGAGUUUGGUUAUAAACCUACAACUGAUUUAGAGACUGGUUUGAAGAAUUUUGUUAGGUGGUAUCUUAAUUACUAUUCUGUUGCUGCUACUGCUGAGUGAUGGAUGGAUUCAUAAAUUCUUUACUUUUACUAUUCUGAAUUCUGAAAUGAAAUAUAACUAAAAUGGUUAUCUGAAAAAUUUAUGUAUCUGAUCUUAAUUUUUAAUCAGAUAUAUCAACUUUUCUGAUACUAUUUUUGUUUAUAUUUCAUUCUAGAGAGAGUACAUUCUUGUACUUCCUUUGUUGAUUCAUUAUGAUUCUUGUCCCUUAAUAUCUCUAUUAGUUGUCCCUUAAGAGAUUCAAUUUGAUUUUGGCAGAAAUUAGUAAUGCCAUUGUCAGAGGGAUAUGAAGAAUCAUAAUAAUUUUCUCUUUUAUUAUUUUUGUGUGUAUUGAAUGUAAUUGUUGUAGUUUUAGAAUUGUAAUAAUUAUGGAUGGAUGAUACAACACAUGGUGAUAUGUGGUAGUGUAUAAAUGUAAAAUAUAUUCAAUAAAUUAUUGCACACUAGUUUCA